AUGAAUUUAGCAAUUUCGUCAAGUUCAGAUGAAGAAUCAUCUUAUAAUGCUAAAGAAUAAGAUAGAAUAUUAAAGAAUUCAAAUAUUUUUAAAUAGAAAGCAAGUUCGCACUUGAAUUGUUUAAAGCAUCCAAAUAAAAAGGUAAGAAUAAAUAACACUAAUUAUAUUAGGCUAAAUAUUAUGCCUAAAAUGAUAAGCGAACCUUAUUUUGUUCAAAAUGUGCUUUGAAUUUAGCAUUAAAAGGCCAUAAAAUUGAAGAAAGUGCAGGAGCAGAAUUAGAAUUGCAAAGAUAAAUGAGAAUAAAUUAAUUUUAAGAAUUAAUGAAAUAAGCAUUAUAAGCUUGUAAUAUAAAAAUAAUAGAUUUAAAUGGAUUAUAAUUAAGUCAAAAAUAAUUGCUUGAAGAUUAGAAAACGAAUUGCAUAAAAUUUUUUGAAUAGGUAAUUGAAACAUCUUAACAAUUAAAAUAAACAUACAUAUAAAAAUUUCAACAUGAUCAUUUAAGUUUGGAAUAGAAUAUAUUGGAUUGGUAAUAAGCAGUGACAAAUUAUGAAAAGUAAUUAUAGUAAUUUUAAAUUGAUAUUGAAAAGAACCAUGCAAAUAUAGUUAAAAAGAUGGAAAUGAAGCCUUUUGAAGACAUAAUGCUUAGAUAUGAAAAAAGAGUAAGAAAUAUUUAACAAUUAUUAUCAGAAAUGAAAUUAGAAUCAUGUGUAAAAAUAAAUUAGUUUGAACAAUCAUAAAUAUUAACAUUUAUGAAUAAAAUGUGUUACAAUAUUUUGUUGAAUGAUACAACAUAAUCAAUAAAAUCUCGAAGUAAUUCAAUCAAUUUUAAUAAUCCUUCUAUUGAUAUGAAAGUAUUUGAUAUUUUAGAAAAUGAUGAUUUCUAUCAAAGUACAUUCUCGAACACAAUUAAAGAUAACAAUAGUUAAAACCCUUCAUCUCCUAUAUCUAAAUUACCAAUCUAUAAAAGUAAUGGAUCUAAUGCUAUUUCUACAAUACAGAAUUCAAGAAGAGAAAGCAAUUCCAAUACUCCAGAAAGUUGGAAUCAUACUAAUAUAUAGAAUUGUGAUUAGUAAUUUUUAAUUCCCUAGUAAGCACAUAGUCAUAAUGUAAGUUUAAAUGAAUAGCCAAUUAUUAUUAAUUAACAAUAGUAGUAACUUAGUGAAAAGUUAAAUGUAUAGGAUUUAAUCAAAUUAGGUAAUGAACAUAUUUAGAAUGUUGAAUAACACAAAAAUAUAGAAAUAACACCUUUGAUUCAUUAGAAAAGUUAAUCAAUAUUGCCAUAAUCAAUAAAGAUAUACAAUAGUUAGAAAAGUAACAAUAAUUUCAUUUUAGAUUAACAUGACUCAAACACUAUAAAUAAAUCCCAGGAUUCCAAAUAAAGAAAAAAACAACCUUCUAUUGAUUAUAUAGAACAGAAGCGAUUUUAUAUAUUAAAUUAGAAUCAAUAGAAAUCUUAAUUGUAAUUAUAAGAGGACACGUUGAAAGAUAGAAUUUUUAAAGAAUUAAGUGGACAUUCCAGUGAAUCCGUUUACAAUUAAGUUUUAAAAAUUAAUAACACUUAACAAAAAAUAAAAAAAGGAAAGGAGAAUACUCAAAUUGAUUGGACAACCAGUUUAAGGAAUAAACAAAAUUUAUUAACAAAAAAAUGA
Molecule: messenger RNA, 1649 nt
Organism: Paramecium sonneborni
Lineage: Eukaryota; Ciliophora; Oligohymenophorea; Peniculida; Parameciidae
Source: the annotation of a GenBank genome assembly